UUUUUUUUUUUUGAAUGAAUAUGAAUAAAUUUGAUAUAACUAUUUUUGGCGGCACUGGCUUAACUGGUAAACAAAUUGUUAAGCAUGUGUUUGAACUUUCUGUUGAUAGACCCGAGUUUUAUCCAUCUGAAUUUCGAUGGGCUAUUGCUGGUAGAAGCGCUGAAAAGCUUGAAGAGGUUGUGGAUGAGUUUGCCAGUCGAUUUCCUAAAGCUUCAAUUAACAAACCGACCAUCUUAAUUGCUAAUGUUCAUCAAAAAGAACAAUUAGAUUCUAUGACUAGUCAAAGUAAGGUUCUCAUCAAUGCUGUAGGGCCAUUUCGUUUUAUGGGUGAACAUGUUGUUCAAUCGUGUAUUGAGAAUGGUUGUAAUUAUGUUGAUGUCACCGGUAAAUAUAUAUGCUCUAUAUUUGAAUACAUACGCUAAGAUAAAAUUGAAUUUAGGUGAGCCUGAAUUUAUCGAACGUAUGCAAUAUACAUAUCAAGAUAAAGCUGUAGCUAACAAUGUUACUAUUGUUCAUGCUUGUGGAUUUGACAGUGUACCGACUGAUAUGGGCGUUGUAUAUACAAAAAAUCUUUAUACUCAGCAUGGCUGGACUCCUACUCAAAUUGAAAUGUUUUUAAGACUUCAUAUUGGUGAAGCUGGUAUGCGUGGAGGUUAUGCGACAUACGAAUCUGCAGUGCAUGGAUUUGGUUCAGCUGAACUUCUUAAAGAAAUUCGUAAAGCAUGCACUUUAAAAGAAUUACCUUAUCCUCAAGGACAAAAAAUAGUGUUCCAUAAAGGAGCAAGCCGUGAUGAUGAAUUUGGCUAUCGUGUUCCAUUUGUAUUUGCAGACCCUUCAGUUGUUCGUCUUUCUCAGAAAAUCUUUUUAACUGGCUUGGCUAAUACUGAGAAACAAAAGUCAGAUGUAGGCGUUCCUCCACCUAUUCAAUUUGCUGCCUAUUUAUUAUUGCCUUCACUCUGGGUGCUUAUUUUGUACGUUAUUUACGGUUUUAUCUUUUCUUUCUUAGCUUCAUAUACAUGGGGACGUACUCUUUUAUUAAAUCAUCCCGAGUUGUUUUCACAUGGCCUUUUCUCUAAAGAACAUCCCACAAAAGCUCAAUUAGACCAGUCUUCCUUUGAAAUUAUACUUCGCUCUAAAGGCUAUGAUCAUGCUUUAACGCCAGGUUAUAAUGUUCCUCCUAAUCGAUGUAUUAAAGUGGUUGUCCGUGGCCCUGAAUCAGGAUAUGUUGCUACCCCUCGUAUUGUUCUCCAAUGUGCUAUGGCAAUCUUGAAUAACAAAAAUAAAGGAUUUGUUCCUAAUGGUGUCUUGACUCCUGCUACAGCUUUCUGGGAAACUGAUUUAAUUGAAAAGUUACGUUACGUUGGCAUUACUUUUGACAUUUCUAAUUCGACGUAGUCGGCCUUCCCUCCUCACUCACCCUUUUUAUUUUUCUUUUGUUUUUUUGUUUUUUUGUUUUUUUUUCCUCUUUAAUCACAAUCAAAGUGUAACAGGGGAGAGACAAUAUAAUAAUCAUUCUAAUUUAUUAAAAGCAGUAAAGAAAGUUACAAGUUUUUAUUAAUCUAGAGCAAUAAAUUUGUAGUGGACACUAUUUUGAUUUGAUAUUAUGGAUA
Molecule: messenger RNA, 1610 nt
Organism: Cokeromyces recurvatus
Lineage: Eukaryota; Fungi; Mucoromycota; Mucoromycetes; Mucorales; Mucoraceae
Exons: 3
Coding region: 334-1395 (353 amino acids)
Biological process (GO): glycolipid biosynthetic process
Cellular component (GO): lipid droplet; plasma membrane; mitochondrion
Source: RefSeq, a predicted model, not a curated record